AUGGAACCAAAUGUGGGUCGAGGCGUUUUUGCACCGCUGGCCCGAAUUGAACAGCUCCAUGAACGGAAUGUCCAGCUAAGCAAAGAGGUCGACGACCUCCACACCCAAAUCCUGCGAGAGAUUGCCAGGCAGGGAGUCGUUCUUCCAUCGGUUCCCAUAGCGUACCCCGAACCAAAGUCCCGAGUUCAAGACCUGAAGCGAAUUGUCAAGUAUAUCAACAAAAAGACUCCAGCGUGGCGUAUUCGAAUACUCCAGAGACGAAAGCAGCUUGCCUAUGGAGACAACGACCUUGACUCUGAUGAGGAGAUGGAAGAUGAGACAGAGUCCUCCGCUUCUGGAAUCGAAGAUAUAAUCCCUGGUGAAAACCAAAUGGUAGCUAGGAGAGUUACGCAGGAGCUCACCCAUGGAGGUGACAUCGUCGAUGAUGUAGCGGCAAUCCUUUAUGCAGCGGAAAAGGGAAUGCCGGAUGUAGCUGAGUUCAAGCACGAUUUCCUCUGUGCUUAUUGUGUCACAUUCGAGUCAGCCAUGGAGAUUGUGAAGAGUGGUCCGAUAGAACUUCUCACAACCUUCGACAUCCUUGCUACUAUCACUGAAUAUCCGGCUUGGAAGAAGAUGGAGGCCGGGGAGGCCCAGAAGGAUAGGGCUGCUAUUGCAGAGAUGGCGAUGCAUGUUAUCCAGACGGCGCUGGUUAUGAAAGAUGCAUACCGAGCGGCAUUAUUUGGUCCAGAUGGGAUAUUGGAAAAUAUAUAUCAUCGCAUGCAGGAUAUGUAUUUGAAUAUAAUCCUAGGGAUUCGGAAAUAUCCCUAG
Trichophyton benhamiae CBS 112371 is the source of this 807-nucleotide messenger RNA. RefSeq lists its product as uncharacterized. The record is from RefSeq and is a predicted model, not a curated record. The transcript is spliced from 2 exons. Bases 1 to 807 code for a protein of 268 amino acids. NCBI's taxonomy places the organism in Eukaryota, Fungi, Ascomycota, Eurotiomycetes, Onygenales, Arthrodermataceae.